CGUCUUUCAGUUCUCAUCCAUCAUAGCGUAAACAAACUCUUUUCAAGCCGUAUCCUUGCGGCCAGCGACCAAGAACAGACCAAGCUGGAGCGGAAUACCACACUGGCCCAAGGAGACUCCCGUACCUUGUCUCUCGCUUCUCAUCCGCUUCGUUGUAAUCUCAAACUCGACAAUUAUGCCAUUGUUGUCUGGUCAAAUCUGCGACGGGAGCCGAGACACACUUUGAUCACCGUACCAUCACCUGUCCGCCACUGGGCAGUCAAGACGUCUCUGUGCAUGUCGAGAACCUGAACGACAGACCAAGUACUUGCGUACUUUUGCCAUUUCCACCAACACCACCACGCUAGUCAUAAUCAUCGUCUCUUUUUUUUUUUUUCUGCCGGCCAAAUCGAUUCCCAGGGAUCCACUUCCUAUCGACAAAAUAAUCACCAGAUAAUCGUCCAACCCCCGGUAGACGGCGAAUAUUCUCCGCCCACCCCCAUUCUCGACCAUGACGACUCUCACUCCGGUCGCAACCCGAUCGCAGGCAACCCCGCUCACUUCAUCCGCCAUCAAGUCCAUCCUACGAAAGCCGACCACAGUGCUUGGGAGAAGGUCCAGGGAAGAGGACGGUGAGAGUAGCGACGGCCUCCCAGGCAGCAGCCCCGCCAAGAAGAGGAAAACCGUCAUGUUCAACGACAAGCUCAACAUGAUCAAGGAAUUUGGUGGCAAGACGUUGGACGACGCAAAGCGCGAGGUCAAGCAGGCCCUUGAGGGUCAUGCCCGCGGUGACGAUGAAGACUACGAUGGCCUGAAGGAAAUCUUUUGCCCGAGCCCGAAGCGAACAAUUGCUGAAGAGGAAGACGCCGAUGCACCACAACCACAAGACCUCCAGGUUUACGUCGUUGCCUUGACCAGCCAUGCGCCAUUGCUGGACAGAUCGUGUUCGGGACUCAUCCGGGCGGUGCUCAAUUGCACGUGGCUAGACAGGGACGAUGUUUUUGCACGAGCGUACAUUCAGCUACUGGCAGCCUUGUCUGCGAAGGUGUAUUUCAGGCAACAGGCACUCUCGAUGAUGGUCGACAAGUUUACCGAGACACGAACCUCGACGGUAGAAGUCGUACCGGGGUUUCCGCCCGUCGAUAGCGAGACCAAGAAAGAGCGGCUACAUCUCGGUCUGAAAUACCUCCUCGAGCUCUACGCCGAUGCACGACCGAUGAUACUCGAUAUCGUUACCCACAACUUCCCACAUACCGAAGAAUCGAAGACAAGACACAUGGAAUACAUUGAUCACUUGCUCAGGCUCAAGGUGGACAAGCCAGACUUGGAACGGGACAUAAUGGAGCUAAUCCUCUCGCGACUGGUGAAGCUGGACGUCGAAAUGACACUGGAUCUGGAGAACGACGACGACGAGACCACACGGGCGGUUCUACGGCAACUCGAAGCUUCGAACGCUAAGAGCGAUGAUGAGGAUGACGAUGCCAUGAGCGACGCCGAUUCGGACGACGAAGACGAGGAGGAAAGUGACGAGCAGACAAGGCGAAUUCUUCUGCUGAAAAGCAAGCUGGAAACGAUGGAUGCCAUUCUCGAUCUCCUCUUUUCCAUCUAUGAUCCCGUCUUUGCCGACCCCGAUAGCCCGGAGGCACUAGCCACCUUUGAGGAUCUGUUAACAGACUUUGUCAACGUCAUCCUCCCUCACCUCAAAUCGCGCCACACGCAAUACCUCCUCUUCAAGUUCGCCAUGAAGUCCAACCGGCUAAUGGAGAUGUUUAUCGGCACUCUCUUCAACAUCGCCUUCCAGUCUACCCGGGCGCCCGUAGUCAAGCAAGCGGCCGUCGCCUACCUGGCAUCCUUCACGGCACGAGGAGCUCGCGUGCAGAGCGACCAGGUGCAACUGAUUGCGCAAACCUUCCUCGACUACAUCGAUCACUACAGAAACACCCACACCAGCUGUCGCGGACCGGACAUACGGCGCUAUGGUCAGUAUUAUGCGUACUUUCAGGGGUUGCUGUACAUCUUCUGCUUCCGCUGGCGGGAUCUGAUUGAUCGGGACGAGGUCCCCGCGAGCUUUGACUGGGACGAUCCGGCCAGCUUCUUGGGUCAGGACUUGCCGUGGAUGAAGGGCUUGAGGCAGCGGUUGCAGGUGAAUAUUGCCAGCAAGCUUAAUCCCCUAAAAUGCUGCUCCCCCAUAAUCGUCGACGAAUUCGCCCGCCUUUCGCACCACCUCCGCUUGAUCUACAUCUACCCCCAAAUCGAAAAGAACAAGACCAUCCACCUCUCGCAGUUCUUUACAUCUUCGUACGCCACCGGCGGUGCCCUUCGCGACUCCGGCUUCGAAUUCGAUCACGAGAAUUGGACGCACAUCGAGGCGUGCUUCCCCUUUGAUCCGUUCCAGCUGCCGGUCGCCAAGAGGUGGCUGGACUUGGACAAGAAUUACGUUGAGUGGAGGAGCAUUGCUAUGCUCGAGAAGGGGGGUGAUGAUGAUAGUGAUAGUGAGGAUGAUGAUGACGACGAUGUGAGUGAGGAUGGCAUGGGCGAUAUUGGGGAUGCAUCGGACUAUGAGAGUGAUGAAGAGGUGGAGGCUGGGGGUGUGGAGCAUGAAGAUGAUGAGAGUACGGAUGAGGAGAGAGAUGGGUACCAUGGGAGCUUUAGGCGGAUCUAAGAGGGGGUUGCACACCACGAGAGUGAUUGAAGUGGUGAAGUGAUCCGGGAGGAAGGUCAUUAACUCUGUUGGUUUUUUAUUUUGUUUUUUUGUUUUCGGUGGGGUUUCAUAUCUGUUUCUUUAUCUGCAUGGCGAAUAGGCGGCGGCGGUGGGAAAGCGCAUUACCUUCGUCACUCAAUUUUGGCGUUUUGGAGGGGAAGAGGAAAGGAAAAGGGAAGGGAACGGGUCGGAACUCAAAAAUUGUCUUUUUUUCUCUUUGGUUGGGACUACAAGGCAGGGCAAGGAAGGGUUCGAAGGAACAGUGAUUGAUGAUAUGGAAUGGAAUGGGUACCUAGGAUGUGAGGAGGAUAUACCAUAGAUGGAUGGGCGAAUUACCUAUUUUCGGUUCCAGUUGUCAUUGGCUGUCCAUGCUAUGCUAGGUAUGCUAUGCUAUGCUGUCCAUCAAGGGAGACAGAGACCCCUGAGCCAUAGAUACAUAGGGAAUAUGUAAGCGGAGGAUGAAUCAGCACCCAUGGUGAGGAGUACCAUUCGAACAAGUAGCUAUCUACCUUUCUAGAACUAGCGAACUGAGAACAAAAAAAAAAG
Neurospora crassa OR74A is the source of this 3226-nucleotide messenger RNA. RefSeq lists its product as hypothetical. The transcript has 2 exons. The record is from RefSeq and is a predicted model, not a curated record. Gene Ontology annotation, biological process: transcription initiation at RNA polymerase I promoter. Lineage: Eukaryota; Fungi; Ascomycota; Sordariomycetes; Sordariales; Sordariaceae. Gene Ontology annotation, cellular component: nucleus. Gene Ontology annotation, molecular function: RNA polymerase I general transcription initiation factor activity; RNA polymerase I core binding. Bases 491 to 2641 code for a protein of 716 amino acids.